Molecule: messenger RNA, 819 nt
Organism: Penicillium maclennaniae
Lineage: Eukaryota; Fungi; Ascomycota; Eurotiomycetes; Eurotiales; Aspergillaceae
Gene: sidH
Product: enoyl-CoA hydratase/isomerase family protein
Exons: 2
Coding region: 1-819 (272 amino acids)
Biological process (GO): fatty acid beta-oxidation
Cellular component (GO): mitochondrion
Molecular function (GO): enoyl-CoA hydratase activity
Source: RefSeq, a predicted model, not a curated record
AUGUCUCUACGGUCAAGACCAUUGAGCUACGAGCAUUUUAGUGUCUCUUUCCCCUACGAUCGGGUGGUCCAGGUCACUUUGACCCGAACUGACAAACUCAAUUCAAUCAACAAAGCUACCAGUCGACAGAUCCAGGAGAUCUGGGAACUCUUUGACCAGGAUGAAAGCCUCUGGGUUGGGAUCAUCACUGGCACCGGCAGAGCUUUUUGUACCGGGGCUGAUCUUCACGAGUGGAAUGCUAUGAACAAAGCCGGCGUCGUCAAUAAGAUGGACGCUCCAGGUCUCGCCGGACUUCCUCGUCGAAGUGGCAAGAAACCGAUUAUCGCAGCCGUCAAUGGCAUUUGCAUGGGCGGAGGCUUCGAGAUGGUGGCAAACUGCGAUCUGGUAAUCGCAGCCUCGACCGCUAUCUUCUCUCUUCCGGAAAUCAAGCGUGGGAUCGUGCCGGUAGCGGGAUGCCUUCCGCGGCUGACUCGGUCGAUUGGAUUGCAACGUACCACAGAUCUCGUGUUGACAGGAAGGAACGUGAGCGCUCAAACACUCUACGAAUGGGGUCUUGUCUCGCAAGUGGUUGAUUCGCCCGGGGAUGUUGCCAAGGCCGCUUUACAGGUGGCCCAGGAAAUGUGCAAGAACAGCCCCGACGCUCUGAUAGUCGGCCGCGAAGGAAUCCGACUCAGUUGGGAAGCUGGAAGCGUGGAAGAUGCCGUCACCGCGUUAGCGAACGACUGGUAUCCUCAAUUGGUCGCUGGUCGCAACUUCGCCGAGGGUAUUCAAGCGUUCGUGGAGAAGCGAGCACCGGUCUGGACCAAUUCCAAGCUGUGA